Eremomyces bilateralis CBS 781.70 is the source of this 1535-nucleotide messenger RNA. RefSeq lists its product as uncharacterized. Lineage: Eukaryota; Fungi; Ascomycota; Dothideomycetes; Eremomycetales; Eremomycetaceae. The transcript is spliced from 5 exons. Bases 81 to 1313 code for a protein of 410 amino acids. The record is from RefSeq and is a predicted model, not a curated record.
UUCUCGCCACGUUCCAUUUUCCUUGCAAGAGCGGAUGUCCACCUCAAUGUAUCUUGGUUAGCCUACAUUUUCCUUAUUGCAUGGAUAACCUCGAGCCAAGCCACCCAUAUCCGAAAGAUCCAUCUCCUUCCCUAGCCAUGGACCCUCCGACGAGCCAAACGUCCAGGAUUGUCCCUCCUCGGCUCCUUCAUCUUCCCUUCACGAACUCCAUAACCCGGACUCCAAAGCUCGAGGAGGCGCUCAGGAAGAUGUACCCGGAUUUGUCAUCUUACGAGAAUCGUCUGAGAGCGCUCGUGUUUCAGUAUCAAUUCCGGCCUGGCUCACUGCUCUCUGAAAAGAACAAUUCGCGGGAGUUUCUGUUCACGGCGCUGCAGGACAUGUACUCCAAUUAUCCAGAGGAAUACCGGCUAAACAUCCUAAUGGUAAAUUUCAUCCUGAUGAAUGUGGCUGUUGGAAUGUUGCCUGCAGUGGUCGCCAGCAAGAGACGAGGCGGGUCUCCGGAGGUGGAUAUCAAGGGGAAAGAUAUGGACGAUGCCAGGGAGAAAGAGAGGCCCACAGCUCCAGAGGUAACUAUCAAAACAGAAGACGCCAAUCAGGUGGCAACGGGUGGUUCUUCAGCUCGAAGUGUCGCAUCAAGCGGUUCUGCGAGUCCUAGAAUUAUGGUGCUCAAUAGCAACAAGGGAAUGAGUCUCGAAACGAGGAAACGACGAAGGCCAAAGACGGAGGAGGAGCGUGAUAGCAUCAAGCGCGCUCGAUCUCACGGCGCGUGUAAAGACUGCAGAAAGAGCAAGCAUAAGUGUCAUCAUAUCCCUGCAGACGACAACGGAGGAAAGACGAGAGAUCCAAAGCUGAGAUCAUUGGCUCCCGCCUUCCCCCUCCCUGGCUUCCAAGCUGGAGCCCCGGAACAGGGUUCUGGGAAACAAAGAACUGAAGACCUUGACCAUUCUUCAUCCCAUGCUGGACUUCACGUAUCUGCGCAAAGAGAAAAUCGCCACGCCACGCGUAGCAAGUCACGCCGGCAGCGAAUGCAGGCACCUCACUCUUCACCGCCAUCGGGGCCGCAUUCGGCAGGUUCGGUUGAUACCUUCAAACACUUCAUUGCACCCGAGACGUCUAGAGUUCAUCACGGAACUACUUCUAAACGUCGGAACGGUCAUUCUGGCAACCACGACAUCCUAGUAGGGGCUAAAAGCGCUCCUACUACCGGUGAUCCACCAUAUUCUGGACAAACACCAAGUAUCAACAGUAUGAUCUUGCUCUUACCAACGGUUCUCUACAUCGGAAGAUUUCCAUUUGCAUCGGUACGGUUCUAGCCUCACGGGCGUUUCUCACUUCAUCCACACGACGUCGACGGGCUCUCUUAUUCCCUGCGUGCAGAUCUGAACAGUGGCGGAUGGUGUAUGUAACCCAUGUGACGUCUAGAAAAUGCAUCAGCUUACAUGGAUCUAGUUUCUGAAUACAUUUAUACGAGCAUACGUAGGGUAGAAUCUCGUCGCGAAGAGUCUCGGGAGGGAUGCACUGGAUUUACUGAAGAA